This is a messenger RNA of Myripristis murdjan (pinecone soldierfish), 2882 nucleotides long. Its product is annotated as collagen alpha-1(XXI) chain-like. The record is from RefSeq and is a predicted model, not a curated record. The transcript is spliced from 33 exons. The coding region runs from base 26 to 2869 and encodes 947 amino acids. NCBI's taxonomy places the organism in Eukaryota, Metazoa, Chordata, Actinopteri, Holocentriformes, Holocentridae.
CAGUGCACCGCUCUGCUGCACAGCCAUGUUGCUGUGGUCAGUAUGGAAUCUCAGCAUACUCCUGCUACUGACCCCCCUUCAGGCCGUAGAAGAGGAUGACAUCCGAGCCGGUUGUAGCACAGCAGUAAAUGACUUGGUGUAUAUUGUUGAUGGCUCGUGGAGUGUGGGCUUCACAGACUUUGACACAGCCAAGCGAUGGCUAGUGAACAUCACCAGCGGAUUUGACAUCAGUCCUCACUACACACAGGUGGCUGUGAUCCAGUACAGUGAUACACCUCGUUUGGAGAUCGCUCUGGGAAAGCACCAGAGUGAAGCUGAGCUCAUCCAGGCCAUAGAGAACAUCUCCUACCUGGGAGGAAACACACAGACGGGUAGGGCUAUUAAAUUUGCCGUGGACCAUGUCUUCUCCGCCUCCCAGCGAGCCAGUCAAGUCAAGAAUCGCAUUGCUGUGGUGGUGACCGAUGGCAAGUCUCAAGAUGAUGUGGUGGAUGCCAGUGUGGAGGCCCGAGCUCAGGGCAUUAUUGUGUUUGCGGUUGGAGUUGGCACUGAGAUCACCACCUCAGAGCUGAUAUCCAUCGCCAACAAACCAUCGUCCACCUACGUGCUGUAUGCUGAAGAUUACACCACCAUCGAUCGCAUCCGAGACUCCAUGGAGCAGAGGCUCUGUGAAGAGUCUGUAUGUCCGACACGGAUUCCAGUGGCGUCUCGUGAUGAGAAAGGAUUUGAGCUGAUGGUGGGCAUGAGCAUCCAGAAGAAAGCCCAGAAGAUCCCUGGCUCCCUUGUAUCAGAGGCAGCGUACGCCCUCACCACCUCCAUGGACAUCACUGAGAAUACCAGGGAGAUUUUCCCAGAGGGUCUUCCUCCAUCUUAUGUGUUUGUGGCCACCCUGCGCCUGAAGGGGUCCUCCAGCAAGGUGACCUUUGACCUUUGGAGGGUGCUGUCUAAGGAUCAAGAGAUCCAGGCUGCACUGACGCUGAGUGGGCAAGACAAGACUGUCACCUUCACCACCACCAGUACAACGGAGCUGGAGCAGAGGGUUGUGUUUAGAGCCGGCUUCCAGACUCUGUUUGAUGGACAUUGGCAUCAGGUUAAAGUCCUAGUGAGGCCGAGCCAGGUCACUAGUUUUCUUGACGAUCAGCAGAUCCAGGAAGUCAAGUUGGAGCCUGUGGAGCCCAUUUACAUUAAUGGGAAAACACAGGUGGCUAAGAGGCGAGGAACAGACGUCACUGUGCCUGUGGAGAUUCAGAAACUGCGUCUGUACUGUGAUCCUCAUCAAAGUGAGAGAGAAACGGCUUGUGAGAUCUACUCAGUGGAUGACGAAAGGUGUCCCCUGAAUCGAACUGCCACAGUGGAGGAGGAGGAAUGCAACUGUUCAACUGGACCACCGGGACCGCCCGGUCCUGCAGGACCCAUGGGAACACCAGGGCCUGCAGGUUUCCAGGGGGAGAGUGGGAGGACAGGACGACCAGGUUCAGACGGUAAGCCUGGUAAAGAUGGGAAGCCUGGAGAAGCAGGUGCUCCUGGAUUACCAGGGAAGAAAGGUGAAGGUGGCCUGCCAGGACUAAGCGGAGAGCCUGGUCUAAAAGGUGUCAAGGGAGACAGAGGGGAGCCAGGCUUGCCAGGACAACCAGGACCCCCGGGACCCAUGGGUCCUCCUGGUGAGAAAGGGGAUCUAGGACCUCCAGGAGAGGUUGGACCACCGGGGCAGCCAGGACUACCAGGCACCGAUGGACCACCGGGACCAAAGGUCAUUCAAGGGGAGAAGGGAGAUGCUGGCCUGACUGGUGCUGAUGGAGCUCAGGGCGUCCCGGGUAUCCGGGGACUUCCUGGAGAGAUGGGGCCGCGAGGACCUCAGGGGGAACGAGGGAUGCCGGGAGAGAUAGGAGCCCCUGGAAUAAAAGGAUCAUUGGGGAUGCAGGGCCCCCCGGGGCCACCCGGAGAGAACGGUCGAGAUGGUCCCAAGGGGAGCUGUGGAAAUCCAGGGGUUGCUGGUCUUCAUGGUCCACCAGGAAAAAAGGGCUCGCCGGGGGAGCCAGGGAUCCCAGGGCUGCCAGGAGCCAUGGGCAUGCCUGGGUUCAAAGGUCAUAAGGGGGAGGUAGGAGAAACAGGCUCCAAAGGAAACAAGGGUGAGCAAGGCAGCGACGGAGCCCCAGGGACUCCCGGCUUACCUGGCGAAGUGGGACCCAAGGGAGGGAAAGGAGAGAAAGGAGUGGUGGGGGAGAUGGGCACCAGGGGACCUGAGGGGAAGAAAGGAGAUAUGGGGCACAUGGGACCUGUGGGUCCCAGGGGAUUUCCUGGCCAGGAUGGGUUUCCGGGACAACCAGGGCAGCCAGGCUACCCUGGAAAACCAGGCAAGCCUCCCUCAGAUGAACACCUCAUAAAGCUCUGCACUGAUGUUCUGCGUAAUCAGCUCCCAGCACUGCUCCAGACCCUGGCUCCCCCGGCUCAAUGUGAACCCUGCCAGAGCCAGAGGGGACCCCCAGGUCAGCCGGGAGCACCGGGACCCAAAGGCUCCAUAGGUUCCCCGGGCUACCCUGGCAGGACCGGCCCUCAGGGUUACCAGGGACCCCCUGGACGGCAAGGUCCUCCAGGCCUCAAAGGUGAUGUGGGACCAAGAGGGUUAAAAGGCAGCAAAGGGGAAGGUCAUCCUGGGCCGCCAGGGCCACCUGGACAGCAAGGUAUUCAGGGCCCCCGUGGCUCUGAUGGAAUCGGCCAUCCAGGCAUCCAGGGAAUCCCCGGGAAACCUGGAACCCCAGGAAUUCCUGGUAAACGCGGCACCCCAGGGCUACCGGGGGUUUGUGAUGUUUCCAUGUGCUAUCAACCUUACAACCUCAGGGAGGAUCAUUUCAGCAAAGGACCCUACGUCUGAUGACAAGGCAGCG